UAUAUAUAUAUAUAUAUACAUACACACCGCGAACAACAUACAGCAAUAUUCGCAACUAAUAAACAAGAAAGAGAAAGAGAGAUCAUCUAGAGAGAGAAAAAGAUCUAGAGAGAGAGAAUGGAGAUUACUAGACGUAAAUAUUCACCAGGUUAUCGAUUCAUCCCAAAGUAUGAAUAUCUAAAUAUCAGCAUUGAUUACUUGUUGAAGAAGUUCGGCAAUCAGCCGAUUCCCGUCGACGUUGACGAUACCGGAGUUGUCGAUUCUUACAAACGUAAUCCGUUAAUUAAUUCAGGUCGACAUUCUCCACUUGGACAUAGUAACGAAUGGUACUUUUCGGCAUUGAGGAAUAAAAAGAACCCGAAUCGAUCGAAGCUCGAUCGGAAGGCCAACAAUGGAUACUGGAGGGCUAUCAGAGCAGAUAAACCAAUUUAUAAUCGUAGGGAGAAAGGAUUACGGAAGUGAUUUCCGGUAUGUCUUCGAUCAUUAGGGUUUCUACAUAGGCGCACGCGCAUGGGAGCUUCUCGUAUAUACUCCUUUCGGAGCAUUGAUGUAAUAGUUUUCGAUAGGACUUUACUUUUGUCGUAUCCCCGAUUUUAAUUCCUUGACUUUAUUUUUUUGGAAUAAAAAUCUUUUUGGCCGAAAAAAAUAAUAAAGUUGAA
Molecule: messenger RNA, 659 nt
Organism: Erythranthe guttata (spotted monkey flower)
Lineage: Eukaryota; Viridiplantae; Streptophyta; Magnoliopsida; Lamiales; Phrymaceae
Source: RefSeq, a predicted model, not a curated record